UGCUUGUAUCGAUCCGUCCAGCCUGAGUUGAAGCAGCAAUGAGUUCAGUUCAGUAUCUGAGAGAGUUCAUCAAGGAGAGACUAACUGCUGUUUGUGAAGAAAUCUUCUCAGAGGUUCAAAAAACCAUCGUCCAGUAUGAGGAGGAGAUCAACCGUCAGCACAGACUGCUGGAUAUCAGCCGGAAACCCGACAGAAACUCACACAUCACAGUUCCUGAAGACCUCCCACAACAACACGACUGUGUGGAAAAUGAGAGUCUGGAUGAGCAGCAGGUCUGUAACCAGGAGAGGAACUCCAGUUUAAUCUUUUUCCAGAUUAAAGAGGAACAGGAGGACCCAGAGCCUCCACAGAUUAAAGAGGAACAGGAGGAACUGUGCAGCAGUCAGGAGGGAGAGCAGCUUGGACUGAAGCAGGAGGCUGAUACCUUCAUGGUGACUCUAACUUAUGAGGAAAGUGACCACAGUGAACCAGAACCAAACAGUGAGCAGUACCUUCCCAUCAGCUCUCCUGAAGCAGAGCUGAAGAAGAGAACAGAUCACGGUAAAAGUCUAGACGACACUCUUGUGUCAGACAGUCAGACUAAGACUCAUACAAGGAAAAAUUCUGUACAAUGCAACACCUGUGGAAAAAUGUUUCCCUAUAGAUCCCAUCUGGUUACACAUCUGAGAGUUCACACAGGUGAGAAGCUGUAUUCUUGUACCGUUUGUGGGAAAAGAUUUGGUCAGAAAUCCGAUUUGGAACGUCAUGUAAGAAUUCACACGGGGGAGAAACCGUAUUCUUGUGCUAUUUGUGGUAAAAAAUUCAGAGAGAAGUCAGGUAUGGAGCGACAUGUGAGAAUUCAUACAGGUGAGAAACCGCAUUGUUGUAGCAUCUGUGGGAAAAGAUUCAUCCAGAUGAUACAAUUAAAGAAACACAUGAAAAUUCAUACUGGUUAAGGUUUCAUGCUUAGAAAAUGUGGGACAGCUGUGAGUCAUAGCAGCGUGUUGGUGGUAGAGCUCACACUGACCAGAAGUCAAAUUACUGCAACACCUGAGUGAAAAGCCAUUCUCAAAGUGAAGAGUGAAGCUCACUUAAAAAAAACAACAACCCAGAAACAUUGUAAUUCUUUAUUCUAAUCAAAACACAAGAGUGAUUUAUUUGUUGAAACUUUUAUUCAUAAAACAGAAGCAACAAAGGUUGUUGGUUAUAAAUUGAUAAUGCUGCCCAUUCAUACUUAGCAUUAAGGCUAAAGUGUGACCCACCUGCCACUGGGACACAAACGUCAGUAAAAGAGCAGUAAGUUCUGAGUAAACUUAUCAAGUCCUAUGUUGGUUGUAAUUCACUUUUUAUUUAAAUAAAUGUAUUUUCUAUAAAAAUGUACCUUAACCUGCUCCUAAGUAAUGUAAAGCUGAAUUUCUGUUCUUAUUACUGCAGCCCACAUGCAGUACCAUCAUGGCCCACCAGGAAGCACUGGCCUGCACUUUGCUGCCUUAUUCUAAUAAUUAUUUCAGGGAAGACCUGACAUUCUUACAUUUCAUGAAGGUUCUAGUACAGUAUGCUCCUGUUCUUUUAUUUUAUUGUUUAUUGGAGUUAAUUAUCCUUUCUCAAAGUUUAAAUAAAUAUUUC
Oreochromis aureus is the source of this 1605-nucleotide messenger RNA. Its product is annotated as zinc finger and SCAN domain-containing protein 31-like. Gene Ontology annotation, molecular function: DNA-binding transcription factor activity, RNA polymerase II-specific; RNA polymerase II cis-regulatory region sequence-specific DNA binding. The transcript is spliced from 2 exons. The record is from RefSeq and is a predicted model, not a curated record. Bases 39 to 935 code for a protein of 298 amino acids. Lineage: Eukaryota; Metazoa; Chordata; Actinopteri; Cichliformes; Cichlidae. Gene Ontology annotation, biological process: regulation of transcription by RNA polymerase II.